This is a messenger RNA of Triplophysa dalaica, 576 nucleotides long. It is a transcript of the gene mzt1, whose product is annotated as mitotic spindle organizing protein 1. Gene Ontology annotation, cellular component: interphase microtubule organizing center; gamma-tubulin ring complex; spindle. NCBI's taxonomy places the organism in Eukaryota, Metazoa, Chordata, Actinopteri, Cypriniformes, Nemacheilidae. Gene Ontology annotation, biological process: microtubule nucleation by interphase microtubule organizing center; mitotic spindle assembly; gamma-tubulin complex localization. Bases 221 to 448 code for a protein of 75 amino acids. The transcript is spliced from 3 exons. The record is from RefSeq and is a predicted model, not a curated record.
ACAUUAACGUUGGAUGCCACCCGCCAAGAAGAAGAACAACAACGACUAGCGCUAAACGUGAAUGCAACCUCUAUAUGUGAAAGUGUGUACAUAUCUCGUCAAAUUAUGAGGAAAAUUGGAAUUUAAAAUAACGGAUGUAUCGACGUCGCCUGGUGUGAAAAUAUAAUUUAGAUUUUGUCUUUUAGCAAUUAACUUGGUCCAGCUUUAGCAUAGUAGCAUCAUGGCUAGUCCUGCGAGUACAAAUAUAAAUGCUGUCCGCGAGACUAUGGAUGUGCUCCUGGAAAUGUCAAGGCUUCUGAAUACUGGAUUAGACAUGGAAUCUUUAGCCAUAUGUGUGCGCCUCUGCGAACAGGGGAUCAAUCCGGAGGCCCUGUCAUCAGUUAUUAAGGAACUCAAAAGAGCUUCUGAUUCUUUAAAGGCUUUGGAAAAUGGCACGAGUCAGGAAUGACCAUUCUAGCCCCAAAUGGAAGUUUCCCUUGUCUGAAAAAAAUGAAAUCUGCAUGAAACACUGUCUAUAGUAUAAAUUAGCAUGUACAUAUACAUAUGCAUAAUGCAUAAUAAAGCUUUUAAACUUUG